Molecule: messenger RNA, 2051 nt
Organism: Rhodamnia argentea
Lineage: Eukaryota; Viridiplantae; Streptophyta; Magnoliopsida; Myrtales; Myrtaceae
Product: ribulose-1,5 bisphosphate carboxylase/oxygenase large subunit N-methyltransferase, chloroplastic
Exons: 12
Coding region: 108-1628 (506 amino acids)
Biological process (GO): peptidyl-lysine monomethylation
Cellular component (GO): chloroplast
Molecular function (GO): protein binding; [ribulose-bisphosphate carboxylase]-lysine N-methyltransferase activity; protein-lysine N-methyltransferase activity
Source: RefSeq, a predicted model, not a curated record
UUUCCCGCGAUCACCAUCAACCUCUCGUUUCCUCUUCUUCUCGCGUCGCCCCUCAGAUAAGGUCUCUCUCUCUCUCUCUCUCUCUCUCUCUCUACACCUGAUCGGCCAUGGCAGAAGCUGCUUCGACGAUCUUCCAGACUUCACUCGUCCCAGCCUUCUCUCCACUCAACAGCAAGGCCUACAAACCUCGCCCUCGCUUCGCGCCCUGCCCCUCGCCCUCGAGGACGACAGUGGUUUGCUCGGUGUCCGCGACUAACUCCUCCGCCGCCGCCGCCAAGGCGUCGGAAGCGCAGCGGAUCCCAUGGGGAUGCGAGGUCGACUCUCUGGAGAACGCGUCGGCGCUGCAGAGGUGGCUGUCGGACUCCGGUCUGCCGCCGCAGAAGAUGUCGAUUCAGCGAGUCGACGUUGGGGAGAGAGGGCUCGUCGCGUUGAAGAAUAUAAGGAAGGGCGAGAAGUUGCUGUUCGUGCCUCCUUCGCUCGUGAUCACCUCAGAGUCGGAGUGGAGCUGUGCAGAGGCUGGUGAAAUUUUAAAGAGAAAUUCGGUGCCAGAUUGGCCGUUGCUUGCUACACACUUGAUUAGUGAAGCAAGUUUGAUGGGUUCUUCUAGGUGGAGCAAUUAUAUCGCGGCCCUCCCCAGACAGCCCUAUUCACUUUUAUACUGGACGCGUGCAGAGCUGGAUAGAUACUUAGAAGCAUCACAAAUCAGACAACGAGCAAUUGAAAGGAUUACUAAUGUCAUUGGAACAUAUAAUGACUUAAGGUCCAGGAUAUUUUCCAAGCAUCCUGAAUUAUUUCCUGAAGAGGUAUAUAAUUUGGAGACAUUCAAAUGGUCAUUUGGCAUUCUUUUCUCCCGCUUGGUCCGUCUACCCUCGAUGGAUGGAAGGGUUGCAUUAGUUCCAUGGGCAGAUAUGUUGAAUCACAGUUGUGAGGUUGAAACUUUUCUGGACUAUGAUAGUGCAACAAAGGGAGUUGUCUUCACAACUGACCGGCCCUAUCAACCAGGCGAGCAGGUUUUCAUAUCAUAUGGCAGGAAGUCUAAUGGAGAACUCCUACUGUCUUAUGGGUUUGUUCCUAAAGAGGGCACAAACCCAAGUGAUUCAGUAGAGGUAUUACUGUCACUCAAGAAAUCCGACAAAAGUUACAGCAAAAAGCUAGAAGCUCUAAGGAAGCAUGGCUUAUCCGCCACCCAGUGUUUUCCCGUACAAAUAACUGGCUGGCCUGUAGAGUUAAUGGCAUAUGCCUAUCUAGCUGUUAGCCCUCCCAGCAUGAGCAAUCAAUUUGAAGAGUUGGCAGCUGCCGCUUCAAAUAAGACAACAACAAAAAAGGACAUGAGAUUCCCUGAAAUAGAGGAACAAGCAUUGCAAUACAUACUAGACAGCUGUGAAUCGAGUAUAUCUAAGUACUCCAAAUUCUUGCAGGAGAGUGGGUCAAUGGAUUUGGAUGUGACUUCUCCGAAACAACUCAAUCGAAGAUUGUUUCUAAAACAGUUAGCUGUAGACUUAUGCACUAGCGAGAGAAGGAUACUUUUCCGAGCUCAAUAUAUUCUGAGAAGAAGGUUGAGAGAUCUAAGGAGCGGCGAACUGCGAGCUUUGAAUUUAUUUGAUGGGUUGAGAAAGCUCUUUAAAUGAGAGUGUGAGAACAUGGUGAUACUUGCAAUGGCAGACUCUCGGAUCUGUUGAGAUCUCAAUGUGACCUCAGUUUGUAAUCCGACUUUGGCGUCAAUGGAGAUAUGAGGACUUUCGGUGCCAAUUGAGGUCAAGCAGGCAUACAAUCAGCUGCCGGUCCCAGUAUAAACUUCGAUUGUACUUUUAGAUUGCAAGAGUAUGGAGACGAUAGCAGAUCAGGUGUCUCAGAAUGUCAUAUUGCAACUGAUGAUGCCCGCUCUACUCAUGAAUCUUUCUGGCUUUUGAAAUGCCACUUCGAUUGUACUUCGAUUUUGAAUAUCUCCGACUCUUAUUUUGUUCAAUGAGGAUGAUAGGAGGAUAAAUCUUCAUUUUGUGUUGUUACUAAAUCCAGCAAAUCUCCACUUUUGAAGACAAAAAUAUAUUUUU